Messenger RNA from Pochonia chlamydosporia 170, 480 nucleotides. RefSeq lists its product as hypothetical. The record is from RefSeq and is a predicted model, not a curated record. The transcript has a single exon. Bases 1 to 480 code for a protein of 159 amino acids. NCBI's taxonomy places the organism in Eukaryota, Fungi, Ascomycota, Sordariomycetes, Hypocreales, Clavicipitaceae.
AUGGAAAUUAUCAAUGUUGUCGGGGUUUAUCCAUUGCGAGAAGAGGCCGGUCUGUUCUCAACUGGUACAAGAGCAGUCCAGCGCACAUGCAGAGUAUCGGCUAAGAUGUACACAUUAGCUGGGGCAAGUGGCAGGGCUGUGCCUUCCGCAUUGACGCCGCCGCCACCACAAUUCAAACCACCACAGAACAGAUCAAAGCGAGCAGAGCACUUGCCUUGUGCAUUGACAACAUCGACAGUCAAAUCAACGCCCAAGUUUCCUGUCGCCACAAUCAUCCAUGGCCGCUCGCUUUUCUUGAGCUAUGUCCGCUCAGCCAUCCAGAUUCUGAGUGCCUGCCUUGCCUUGCCUUGCCUUCUUUGUAUCACAGCCCUUUUUUUGCACAGCCCGUCUACCCAUCAAUUCAGAGCCACAAAACACACUUCUCUCACAACCAGAAUGCCAGUCGGAAUGGAGCAUCGUGCUCCACGAGCCACGGGCUAA